CUCUUCUCACUGUCUUCCAAAACCCCGAUAAGCCACCAAACAACUUGCUAACACUUAAAAGCCUGAAACCCCAAAGCUCCACAGGCUAACUGCAACUAGCCAGAAAACCAAGAAAAUUAAUCGAGAGCAAUGACAACCACAAGAUUCUUACGUUCUUCUAGGCCUCUUCCUCAUGCUCCUCCUCCUGGUUCAACUUCUUCAUCUGUUUCGACGGUGAAAUGCAUCGGCAAAAAUACUUCUGGGUUGGGCGGAGAGAAGAUGGUUUCAAGAGAUGGUGAUAAAAGGAGAUCAACGGCGGCUGCUGUGAGAGCGUCAGUAGCUGUUAGGGAGAGUUUGAUCAUUGCAGAGCCACGGGUUGAUGAGGGAAUAGAUUUGGCUUCUUUGUUUACAACUGUUGGUAAUGCUUUGUUUAAGUUGUUGAGACCUGCUGUUAAACGCAAGCCGUGGAAAGUACAGGUCCAGACGCUCAUUGAAAAGGCUAUAAUUGAUUGCCGGUUCUUUACUUUAUUUGCCACUGUGGGAGCGUUGCUUAGUUCAGUGUUGUGUUUUAUGGAGGGUUGCUUUCUCAUUCUGAAGUCCUACUUUCACUAUUUUGGCGCGUUAUCUCAUAGUUCAGAUCAAGGAGAAGCUGGAGAAAUUGUGCAGCUACUUAUAGAAGCCAUUGACAUGUUCUUGGUAGGGACAGCAAUGCUUAUUUUUGGGGUAGGGUUGCAUGUCAUCUUUGUGGGAUCUAAGAAUUUGAAACAAAACGCACUGCUGCCAGGAUCAAGCCUUUUUGGGCUCUUCUUUUUGAAGUCUCUUCCAACAUGGGUGCAGAUGGAAUCAGUUUCCCAAGCCAAAUCUAGAAUUGGCCAUGCAGUCAUCAUGAUACUUCAAGUGGGAUUGUUGGAGAAAUUCAAGAAAAUACCUUUGGUUACUAGUUUGGAUUUUGCUUGUUUUGCUGGAGCUGUGCUGAUUUCCUCAGCUUGUAUAUUCAUUCUCUCAAAACUUUCUCUUGGUGGUAUUGCGAGAGAAGGCAGGUAGCAGAGGACGAAGAUUAUACGUACAAUGCAUAUAUAUUUGCCAAAUGACGGCCAAGAAGGAAUCAAACCUUAUUCUUUUGUUGGUCAUACAUCCUUUUUGUAUAUUCUACUGCAUACUUAUACAAUAGAAAUAAAAAUCCUAUUCCUAUUUCACCCAAAUUGAGGAAUGGAUACCAACAUUUGGAUUCCAUGCUCAAGCCUUCUGUGUCAAGAAGAACAAGAAGGAGAAAUGCCUCUUUUAAGUCUCUGAUUUUUGCAGUUUUGAAUUGUAGCAAGAAGCACAAUAUAUAUUUUCUUAAUUAUAUGAAUGUUAUUCUUCUAA
Messenger RNA from Hevea brasiliensis (rubber tree), 1344 nucleotides. RefSeq lists its product as uncharacterized. The transcript is spliced from 5 exons. The record is from RefSeq and is a predicted model, not a curated record. NCBI's taxonomy places the organism in Eukaryota, Viridiplantae, Streptophyta, Magnoliopsida, Malpighiales, Euphorbiaceae. Bases 130 to 1023 code for a protein of 297 amino acids.